GGUGUAGUCUCUUUAACUCAUUCACGUGUCUUAUCGUUUUCCGUUUCCCCGUAGUUGUUUAGUGGACUAGUUCGGCAUCGAUUCGCAUGGCAUCAUCUGAUAGCGGAUUUUCCUUUGAAGAACAAUAAAGGCAGCAGCAGCUUCUCAGAAAGCGGACGCAAGAGAAGACAUGACACGUCCUCGCAUCAUCGGUCCGUACUGCUCUCACCUCUCUCUUUCAGCGCCCUUGGUUUGAGUAAAACUGCAGUACGACUGGAGUAUAUAAAGCAUGACAGCGGCGCCUUUCCUUCAAAAAUACAUUCACGCGCUACCCUUGUUACAUCUCUGACUGGAACGCACUCCACGCGACACGUCCGCGCGAAUAUUUGGCGUAAGCUGUGUUAAGCGGCAGCUGAGUUUGUUGACAGACUAUUCUUCAUCUCUUCAGAAGCUCUGGACAUCAUUGCAAUCAUGAAGUGUGUUUUACAUUGUGUAUUUUUCCUCCUGCUGUGGAUUACAGCCGGUACCAGAGUGUGUGCGUCUCAUCAAGGAAUUCCCCUGUCAGUUGUAAAACUUUGGGCUUCAGCGUUUGGUGGAGAAAUUAAAUCCAUUGAGGCCAAGUAUUCCGGCUCCCAGCUGUUGCAAAAGAAAUACAAGGAGUUUGAGCAGUUGGUGAGGGUGGAGGAGAUUGAUGGAAUCAAGCUGGUGAAGAAACUUGCUGGGAAAAUGGAGCAGAUGUUCCACAAGAAGGCCGAAGCCAUAAAGCGCUUGGUGGAAGCAGCAGAGGAAGCCCACCUGAAUCAUGACGAGGAUCCUGAACUACAGUAUGAGUACUUUAAUGCAGUGCUGAUCAAUGAGAUGGAUAAGGAGGGGAGGAGUUUGGAGCUGGGUGGAGAAUUCAUCCUGCAGCCAAACGAACAUUUCAACAAUCUGUCUGUAAACCUUAGCCUCAGUGUCGUCCAGGUCCCAACUAACAUGUACAACAAAGACUCAGCCAUAGUGAAUGGGGUGUACUGGUCAGAGGCACUCAAUAAGGUGUUUGUGGACAACUUUAAAAGAGACCCUUCUCUCAUAUGGCAGUACUUUGGUAGUGCCAAAGGUUUCUUCCGCCAGUAUCCAGGUAUGAAGUGGACACCCGAUGAACAUGGGGUUCUAGAAUUUGAUUGUCGAAAUCGAAAAUGGUAUAUCCAGGCUGCUACUUCUCCUAAAGAUGUGGUCAUUUUGGUGGAUGUGAGUGGCAGUAUGAAGGGGCUACGGCUGACAAUAGCUCGACAGACCGUCUCCUCCAUAUUGGAUACACUUGGGGAUGAUGACUUUUUUAACGUUAUUGCUUACAAUGAGGAGCUGCAUUAUGUGGAGCCAUGUCUAAACGGAACACUGGUUCAAGCUGACGUUACCAACAAAGAUCAUUUCCGUGGCCGUCUUGAUAAGCUCUUUGCUAAAGGGAUAGGCAUGCUGGAUGUGGCUCUGACUGAGGCCUUUGAACUUCUCAAUAAUUUUAAUGAGACGGGCCGAGGCAGUGUGUGCAGUCAAGCCAUCAUGUUGGUGACGGAUGGAGCUGUGGAAACAUAUGACGCUGUCUUUGCUCAGUACAACUGGCCUGAUAGAAAGGUGCGUGUGUUCCCUUACCUGAUUGGUCGGGAGUCUGCCUUUGCUGAUAACUUGAAAUGGAUGGCAUGUGCUAAUAAAGGUUAUUUUACCCAGAUCUCCACCCUGGCAGAUGUUCAGGAGAAUGUGAUGGAGUAUCUUCAUGUGCUCAGUCGGCCGAAGGUCAUUGAUCGAGAGCAUGACAUGGUGUGGACAGAAGCCUAUGUUGAUAACACUCGUCCACAGGCUCAAAAGCUGGAAGAUGCUCAGGGUCCUGUGCUCAUGACUACUGUGGCCAUGCCUGUGUUCAGCACCAAGAACGAGACUAGAAAUAAAGGAAUUCUUCUUGGAGUAGUUGGCACAGAUGUUCCGGUGUCUGAAAUACUGAAGGCCAUCCCCAAAUACAAGCUGGGAAUCCAUGGUUAUGCCUUCGCCAUCACCAAUAAUGGAUACAUACUCACCCAUCCAGACUUGCAGCCUCUGUAUGAAGAAGGGAAAAAGAGGAGAAAAUCCAGCUAUAGCAGUGUGGAUCUGUCGGAGGUGGAGUGGGAAGACAAGGAGGAUGAGCUGCGUAAUGCCAUGGUGAACAGGCAGACAGGAAGCUUCUCUAUGAAAGUGAAGAAGACUGUGGAUAAAGGGAAGCGUGUGCUUGUUCUUCGCAAUGACUACUACUACACAGAUAUUAAAGGAACUCCCUUUAGUUUAGGAGUGGCCCUGUCCAGAGGUCAUGGCAAAUAUGUCUUCAGAGGAAAUAUCUCUGUUGAAGAAGGACUACAUGAUUUGGAGCAUCCAGAUGUUUUAUUAGCGAAUGAAUGGACAUACUGCAACACAGAGGAACAUCCAGAACACAGUUUCUUGUCUCAGAUUGAUGCCAUCAAACUGUAUUUCAAUGGGGAACCACAUUUAAAAUGUGAUAAUGAUCUGAUUCAGGAAGUUCUAUUUGAUGCUGUUGUCACAGCACCACUAGAAGCAUACUGGACCAGUCUUGCUCUCAAUAAAUCUGAGAACUCUGAUAAAGGGGUGGAGAUAGCUUACCUUGGCACUCGAACCGGACUAUCACGCGUCAACCUUUUUGUGAUGCCAGACCAACUGACCAAUCAAGACUUCUUGACUGGAGAGAAUAAGGAGGUGGUGUUCAGUGCUGAUCAUUUUCCUCUGUGGUACAAACGGGCUGCUGAACAGGUGCCUGGAACCUUCAUCUACUCCCUUCCUUUCAGCGCAGGCUCUGAGAAUAAAACUGUGGUUUUGGCCAGCAGCGCUAUUCAUCUAUUGGAUGAGAGAGAGUCGCCCAUUGCUGCAGCUGUGGGUAUUCAGAUGAAACUAGAGUUCUUUCAGAGGAAGUUCUGGACUGCCAGCAGACAGUGUGCAGCACUUGAUGGGAAGUGUUCCAUCAGCUGUGACAAUGAUGAAAUCAGCUGUUACCUCAUUGACAACAACGGAUUCAUUAUUGUGGCUGAGGAUCUGUCUUUGACUGGUGUGUUUUUUGGAGAGGCUGAGGGAGCUGUGAUGAGCAAACUUGUUUCAAUGGGUUCUUUUAAGAGGGUGAAUCUGUACGACUAUCAAGCCAUCUGUAGGGUGUAUGCACAGACCAGUGAUACAGCACACACACUCUUACACCCCUACUUUGCUUUAUUCGCAGCUGUCCGGUGGCUUCUGACUGAGUUUGUCAUAUUUCUGCUUGAGUUCAACCUGUACAGUUGGUGGCACUCUGACCUCACCAUUAAGGCUCACAGAGGCGGCAGAACUAUGUUGGUUCCUUGUGAUAAAGAGUAUCCAGCCUUCGUUUCUGAGCGCACCAUUAAAGAAACCGUCGGGAAUAUUGACUGUGAAAGCUGUGUAAAAUCAUUUGUCAUUCAGCAGAUUCCCAGCAGUAACCUUUUCAUGGUGGUCAUUGACAAUGCAUGCGACUGCAGACUUGGGCCUGUCACCAUGGACCCUGUCGAAAUUAUGUAUAACGAGUCUCUGAAAUGUGAACGGCUGAAGUUUCAGAAGGACAGAAGGCGACCAGACACGUGCCACCCCUUCCAUCAUGAGGAAAACUCAAUGGAGUGCGGUGGUUCUGAGGGCUUGACUCCAUCGCUAACAUCUACAGUUCUUAUAGUCCUGAUUGUCGCCAUCUUUCCCAGGUGAUGAAAACAGACUUUGACCCGUACUCCACCUUGGUCGUGCCAGUUUCACUUCGUCCAGCAUGCAAAAAUUGAUUAUAUCAUAUUUAUUUUACAUUAAAAGACUAAACAAAUCAUCAAAGUCACUUAAUAGUCAGCUACAUAAAGAAUUUUUUUUUCUUUUUAAAAAUAUUGAUAUUUUAUGUAUUUAAUAGAUAAUAGGCAACAUUUUACAAGGCUACAAGAGACUGAUUACUGUGCUAAUUAAUUGAAAAAAAGUACAAUUAAUAAAUAUCUACAAUUAAAUAUAACUGUGUCAUAAAAUCAGCAUUCUUUUCUGAAAUAAGUAUUAUGAUUUUCAGCCAAACAACUGUGAUAAUGCAAUAGUAAGUAUAAAAAAGCUGAUGUUCUAAAUGAGCAUUGCCUUACAAAAACAUACUGCAGUUUGUAUACUUUUGAAAUAAAAUC
This is a messenger RNA of Puntigrus tetrazona (Sumatra barb), 4139 nucleotides long. RefSeq names its product calcium channel, voltage-dependent, alpha 2/delta subunit 3a (gene cacna2d3a). Gene Ontology annotation, molecular function: voltage-gated calcium channel activity. Gene Ontology annotation, cellular component: voltage-gated calcium channel complex. The record is from RefSeq and is a predicted model, not a curated record. NCBI's taxonomy places the organism in Eukaryota, Metazoa, Chordata, Actinopteri, Cypriniformes, Cyprinidae.